This is a messenger RNA of Amyelois transitella, 1616 nucleotides long. Its product is annotated as cytochrome P450 4d2. The coding region runs from base 83 to 1564 and encodes 493 amino acids. Gene Ontology annotation, molecular function: monooxygenase activity; oxidoreductase activity, acting on paired donors, with incorporation or reduction of molecular oxygen; heme binding. The transcript has 10 exons. Lineage: Eukaryota; Metazoa; Arthropoda; Insecta; Lepidoptera; Pyralidae. The record is from RefSeq and is a predicted model, not a curated record.
AUUAAGAUUUACGAUAAUUCAUCUCCACUUGCAGCAACUUAGAAGACGUGAUCAAUUUGUGAUAAUUAAAGAAAAUUUAAUAAUGUUUCUUUUCAGCUUGUUUUUGAUAUUUUAUUGUUAUUUUUUGUGGCUCUGGAGUGAUAGACGGCGCAUAAGCUUGUAUCGUAAGAUAGGGUCUAAAUAUCCAGCUGUUCCUUUGUUGGGACAUGGGUACCUUUACAUGGGGGACAGAGAACAAGUCCUACAAAAUUUGUUUAAGCUUGGUGAUCACGCGAUCGCUAAUGGAGGGAUCUCGACUACCUGGAUAUUGCAUCGUUUCUAUCUUGUGCUAGCAGAUGCAGUGGAUGCUGAUUAUGUUCUUCAUCACUAUAACGAGAAAGAUGAUUUGAUGGCUGUGGUCAGACUGUUAACCAGGACUUGUUCUCUCUUCGCUACAGCACCUGUAUGGCGUCCUCGCAGGAAAAUUGUGACGGCCCUGUUGUCCCACAAGAAUGUGAGUAAAUUCGAACCUGUGUUCUCCAAGGGCAGCGAGAUUCUAGUGGAACAGCUGCGGCCCCUGGCAGGGACGGAAGCAUUCUCCAUCUGGGACCAUUUCAAUGCGUACACUUUGGACGCGACUUGUAGUACAAUUUUGGGAAUAGAUUUCAAAAGUCAACUGAAUCUGGAUGAGCCUUUGAGGAAUUCCAUCAACGUCAUGUUGGACCUGGCCGGGGAAGUGGUGCUGAAGGUCUGGUACCAAGUGGAGUUCUUCAUGAAAAGGACCAGUUUUUAUAAAAUAUUUUUGAAGAACAACAAGGUUAUUAAAGAUCAUAUAGACAAGGCAAUGAAGAAACAUUCAGAUCUUGUGGUAAAAAAUAAUGAAAAGUUUGUUCUGGAUGAGGAAAAACAAUUCAGUCUCCUCCACCUGUUUUCCCAACUGAAGGAGCAGAGAGGGUUCGACGAGACCAUGCUUCAUGACGAGUCCCUGGGGCUUCUGAUGGCGUCUUCAGAUUCCACCGCCAUUGGCAUCUCUCUGGUGGCGUUGGUGCUGGCUAGGCAGCCUGAGGUGCAGGAGAAAGUUUAUCAAGAAUUGAAGGAUGUGUUCGGUGACUCCGACCGGCCUGUGACCAUAGAUGAUCUUCCCCACCUGAAGUAUUUAGAGGCCGUGAUCAAGGAGACCGAACGCCUGUACCCGCCAGCACCGCAUGUAUCCAGAAAGCCGGCAGAAGACAUGGUUUUGCCAUCAGGAGUCAAAGUGCCCAAAGGAACCAGCUUCAUCAUCAGCAUCUACGCCCUGAACAGGAACCCUAAGUACUGGGGAUCUGACGCUCAUGAGUUCAGGCCGGAGCGGUUCCUGGAUGGCAGUGUUCCAGAGUUAUCCUCGUACUUUGUUUUUGGACGCGGUCCGAGGAGAUGUCCAGGGAUCCAGUUCUCCAUGAUGUCCACUAAGACGGUGCUGGCGACGCUGCUGCGGCAGUACAAGUUGUUGCCCGCGACUCCCCCCGACGCGCCUCUGAGGUUCCUCUUCGGCAUCACCAUGAAGGAAGUCGACAAUUUCCGCGUCAAGAUCCAAGCUAGAAAUUGAAUCGUGCUGUUAUUAUUCUGCGGAAUAUAAAUAAACAUUAUCUAUGAAAUGA